AUGCCUCAAGGAGUAAAAAUAAUCUGCUACGCAGAUGAUCUGGCUGUAUUAACCACAGCUGAAACCUCCGAAGGAAUGAUACGCAAAACCGAAGAGGCUUUAUACUAUAUAUACUUGUGGAUGAAUCAAAACCAGUUGGAAGUUGCACCAGAGAAAACAACUGCUAUUCUUCUAAACCGAAAGACAAAGAUAGGUGGUAUACAAUUUAAAGUCGGUGGGAAGUACGUUAAACCAACUAAAUACAGUGAAAUACCUCGGAAUAAUACUAGAUAUUGGGCUAACUUACAGUCAACAUGUAAAAGAUGCUUGCGGAAAAGCAAACAGAACUGUCAAAGCUAUAUGUGGACUACUUCCGAACCUAAAAGGACCGUCCUCAAAAAAAAGAAAAGUUCUUGCGGUAUCAAUGCAAAAUAUAAUUCUAUACGGCGCUCCUGUAUGGGUCGAGGCACUAAAAUUCCGACGGACGAAAAAUAUAUUGCUUUCCAACAGAGAAAAAUGGCCCUAAGGAUCUGUUCAGCGUAUCAUACGAUAUCAACAGAUGCCGUGUUGGUUAUAGCUGGACUGAUCCCGCUGCAUUUAGCAGCUGAGGAAAAGCGAGAGUUAUAUGUCAAAGCAGAGAUUAACGAUGAGGUGAAAAACUAUCAACGACGAGGUACCUAUCAAAAAUGGCAAGAGGAGUGGGAUACAUCCGACAAGAGAAGGUGGACUAGAAAGUUAAUACACAACGUGGAGGACUGGACAAGUAGGAAACACGGAGACGUGGACUAUUACAUUACGCAGUUUCUUUCCGGGCAUGGAGUCUUCAUGGACUUCUUGCACAGAAUAAAGAAAAUACGAAAUGGCAACUGCAUGUACUGCGACGAAAUCGACGAUGCCGAGCACACGUUGUUCUGUUGUCCGAGAUGGGAAAACGGAAGGUCUGCCUUAUUGUCGGAUGUAGGAAUGUUAACUUCGGACACCUUGAUUAUGAAAAUGACCAAAACUAGCGAAAUAUGGGGAAAGGUAGAGGCAUUUAUGAAAGAAAUAAUAAUAGAGAUAGGAAAAGAUGAAAAGGCAAGAAAUCCUAAAAAAAAAUAG
Messenger RNA from Sitophilus oryzae (rice weevil), 1077 nucleotides. RefSeq lists its product as uncharacterized. Bases 1 to 1077 code for a protein of 358 amino acids. The transcript has a single exon. Lineage: Eukaryota; Metazoa; Arthropoda; Insecta; Coleoptera; Curculionidae. The record is from RefSeq and is a predicted model, not a curated record.